GGAGGUGGCGGCGGCGGGCGCGGCGGCGGCGGCGGAGGGUAGGUUGCGCCCGGGACUGUCUGGGAAGCUCCGCGGCUGUGCGUGUGCGAGGGAAGGAGCGCCGCGGGAAGGCAGAAGCGGGCGCGAGCGAGCGAGGCGGCAGGACGUCUCCGGCGGCCCGGACCAGCGGCGGCGCCGGGUGGGGGAAGCAGCGGCUGCGGCGGCCGCUCUCCGCCGCCGGGGACGCCCAGGCGCGGCCGGGAGCGCUGACAUCGGCGGCCCUGCCUCUCCCCUCUCGCCCCCGGCCCUCCCCAUGUGAUCGGUCGUAGUCCCGGCCGUGUGUGCGCGCGUGGGGCUGCAUUCCGCGGUGCCGAGCGCCGUGCCAGGGUGGGCGCUCGUGUGUGCUCCUCUCCUCCCAUCCCCCACUGCCCCAAGAUAAAAGAAGAACCGAGAGGCGUGCUUAGAAAAUAAAUAAAUAACCAUCACACACGCGCAGCCCGGAGCGGCGGCGGCGGAGGAGGAGUGAAGGCGGCGGCGGCGGCGGAGGAGGGACGCGCGGGGAAGGCAGUAACUUUAAAGCCAGCGCAGAGCCCAGACCUCAGCCGAGCGGUGUGCAGCGCGGCGGCGGCGGCGGCGGCGAGCGUCUGGCCCGCAGGUCCGGUCGGUGUGCAGCAGGACGGACGAGCGGCGCGUCGCUGUCCCCCGGCGACUGGAGAUGUCCGAGCCCAAAGCAAUAGACCCCAAGUUGUCGACGACCGACAGGGUGGUGAAAGCUGUCCCAUUUCCUCCAAGUCACCGGCUUACAGCAAAAGAAGUGUUUGAUAAUGAUGGGAAGCCUCGUGUGGAUAUCUUAAAGGCACAUCUCAUGAAGGAGGGCAGGCUGGAAGAGAGUGUUGCAUUGAGAAUAAUAACAGAGGGGGCUUCAAUUCUCCGACAGGAAAAAAAUUUGCUGGAUAUCGAUGCACCAGUCACAGUUUGUGGUGACAUCCAUGGACAAUUCUUUGACUUGAUGAAGCUCUUUGAAGUGGGGGGAUCUCCUGCCAACACUCGCUACCUCUUCUUAGGGGACUAUGUUGACAGAGGAUACUUCAGUAUUGAAUGUGUGCUGUAUUUGUGGGCCUUGAAAAUUCUUUACCCCAAAACACUGUUUUUACUUCGUGGAAAUCAUGAAUGUAGACAUCUAACAGAGUAUUUUACGUUUAAACAAGAAUGUAAAAUAAAGUAUUCAGAACGUGUUUACGAUGCCUGUAUGGAUGCCUUUGACUGCUUGCCCCUGGCUGCCCUGAUGAACCAGCAGUUCCUGUGUGUACACGGUGGUUUGUCUCCAGAGAUUAACACUUUAGAUGAUAUCAGAAAAUUAGACCGAUUCAAAGAACCACCUGCUUAUGGACCUAUGUGUGAUAUCCUGUGGUCAGACCCCCUGGAGGAUUUUGGAAACGAGAAGACUCAGGAACAUUUCACUCACAACACCGUCAGGGGGUGUUCGUACUUCUACAGUUACCCAGCUGUCUGUGAGUUCCUGCAGCACAAUAACUUGUUAUCUAUACUCCGAGCACAUGAAGCCCAGGAUGCAGGGUAUCGCAUGUAUAGGAAAAGCCAAACAACAGGCUUCCCUUCUCUAAUUACAAUUUUUUCAGCACCAAAUUACUUAGAUGUGUACAAUAACAAAGCUGCAGUAUUGAAGUAUGAGAACAAUGUUAUGAAUAUCAGGCAAUUCAACUGUUCUCCUCAUCCGUACUGGCUUCCAAACUUCAUGGAUGUUUUCACUUGGUCCCUGCCAUUUGUUGGGGAAAAAGUGACUGAGAUGCUGGUGAAUGUCCUAAAUAUCUGCUCAGAUGAUGAACUAGGGUCAGAAGAAGAUGGAUUUGAUGGAGCAACAGCUGCAGCCCGCAAAGAGGUGAUAAGGAACAAGAUCCGAGCAAUAGGCAAAAUGGCCCGAGUGUUCUCAGUGCUCAGAGAAGAGAGUGAGAGCGUGCUGACGCUGAAAGGCUUGACUCCCACGGGCAUGCUCCCCAGCGGGGUGCUUUCUGGAGGGAAGCAAACGCUGCAAAGCGCUACUGUUGAGGCUAUUGAGGCUGAUGAAGCUAUCAAAGGAUUUUCACCACAGCAUAAGAUCACUAGCUUCGAGGAGGCCAAGGGCUUAGACCGAAUUAAUGAAAGGAUGCCACCUCGCAGAGAUGCCAUGCCCUCCGACGCCAACCUUAACUCCAUCAACAAGGCUCUCGCCUCAGAGACUAACGGCACGGACAGCAAUGGCAGUAAUAGCAGUAAUAUUCAGUGACCACUUCCCGCCGGGGCAUGAUGGGGAUUGCUGCACAGAGCAGUGGGAUGUUCUUGCCUCUGAUGGUAGUGUCUUUGCUCUGGGGGCCAGGAAUUGGAUUCAGUUUACACUAUCAUUAAAAAAGAGGGAGAGAGAUAAUAAACUAUAUUUUGGUGGGGAUGGUGAUUAAACACCUCUUUUGGGUAUGCCUUUUCAAAAUGCUUAUAGGGAAAAAAAUUUAAAAGGAAGCUAAUGCUAGUAUAUACUGCAAUGUUAGGUGAAUGAACAUGUUUUCCUACUGCAUUGGGGACUUCUUGAUAGGUUAAUGAAAGGUCUUUUAUUAUUAUGUUACUGGACAUGAAAACUUUGUCUAAUUUCUUACUCUAUUGUACGUUUACAGUUGCAGCACUAAAAAUGGAUGACAUCAAACAUUUUUAACAAAAUGAUGUACAAACUAAAUAAGGACUAUUUAUUGAUAAUGUUUUGCUACUCUUGUCAGACAAUGGCUAUAAAAUGAAUUAGGCAGUCUUAAAAAAAAAAGAAAAAGAAAAAAAAAAAAGAAUGUUGCAAAUUUGUUAAAAUGCCAAAAAGGACAGUUUAAUUUUGUACAGAUUAUGCUUACCUCAGGUUUCUUUAGUGUGCUUGAAUGCCCUUCUUUCCAGAUAACAUUCAUCUUAUUAAUUUAGCAAUGAAUAUCUUAUUUUUCCUUUUAUCUAAGUUUUAAAAAAACUGGAAUAAUUACAUCUAUCUUUUUUUUUUUUGCUGUUUAUAUUUAGGGGUUUUUGUUGAUAAAUCAAGUCUUGAUUGUGGCUUGCUGAAUUAAAUAUUUAUGAGUGGUGCAUUUUUAAGUAUAGUGAACAAGACACCAUAUUAAGUACAGUGAUAAAGCAUCUAUAUUCUGUAAAAAAAAAACUCUGCCUAUGCAUGUUUUUUAAGAAAAAAAAAAUGGCUGUAUCGGCCUGUAUGGGACUGUACUGCGCUUAGUGGUCUGACAUAUACUGGAAAUGUAUGUAUACUGGCUUACUUUAUAUUCUCUAAAAUGCUUAAUGCCUUUGAAAUUUUGUAAUCAAAAAAGCUUUGAAAAAAUCUAAAGGGGAGAGUAUUCUUAAAAGUUUUUAACAUAAGCUUGUCAGUGCACACAUAGAUGGUUAGCAUGUUUAGCAAACCUUGUGAAAUUUAAAUAAGUUUGUAGUUACAUGUGAAAUUCUAAAUGCAUGGUAACUGUUAAUGUCAUGAUGGUUUAGUUACUUUGUUCUGUUCUGUCAUGUGCCACAAAAUAUGUACUUUUUUCACUUUUUUCCCUUUGUAUAUCAGUUACGGGUUACAACUGGUUCAUUCUGAAAACAACAACAAAAGUCCAUUCAUAUUUUUUAACAAUUGUAUAAGUGCCCAAGUAAUUCACUACAGCCUAAAGCCUUGCCUUUGUAAUUUGACUUCUGAAAUGUUGGCAAUCAAAGCAUGCACUUGUAACAAUGAAAAAGAAAAAGCAUUUUAUAUUACUACUCAAUAAAAUGUGCAUGAACUUAAAGAACUCUCAUCCUUUCCCUGAGUCUGCUGAAGGGAUUCACGUGCACAACCACCAUGCCGUCUUCUAGGUGCUGGGCCCACCACCGCGCAUCACAGAUCUCCUGAACAGGCUUCUCCAGGGCCUCGUGAUCUAAGGUGUGGUGCCUACUUCCUCUGUAAGAAUCUUGGUGGAUUUGUGUCCCAAAUCAGAACAAGAGAAAUAUAUUUAAAGAGCAAAUGCCAUCUUCUGGCUCCCACAAGUGUGGGAGCCAGUUAAGAAAUCAGAGCAUUUCUUUUUAUUGAAAAACAAAAAUUGUUAUCAGGUUGUUUCAGUUGUACUGGAUGCCCUACCUGCUAAGGCAAAAAGAACUAAGCUACUAAGUGAAUUUUCAUCACAGAAGAGAGUUGCAUUUGUAUUGAUACAAAAUUUGUAUACCAGCACUUCAGCUAAUAGCUAAUCACCUAAAGAUUUAAGAUACACCAAAUUUCAGUUUGUUUCUAACAUUGUUCAUUUUUGGUGCACUUUGCUUUAUGUAAUAAAGUAUGCCUGUUAUAUUAAAUAAUAAGACUAUGGAAAUUAGUGAUAUAGUAUACCAAAACAAAGAUGUUCUAGAUACAUUCUCUGACAAAGACUAUCCCAAACUUAUUUUAAUGAAUCCAGACAUUUUUUCCUGUGGAUAUUUUUCCAUCUUAAACAAAUGACAUCCAAGGAAAAUAUUUACAUGCAACUUACUAGAUGAUGUGAAAGAAAUGGUAAUUCUGGUACCAAGGUGUUUCUUUUCUUUCUAUAACUGCAGAGAAAAUAUCCUGACAAGAAAAAAAAGUUUUGUUUUUUGGAUUCCUUUCUUUUACAAAUUGUGCUGAGACAACUAUGGCAUAGAAAUAAACAUUUGACAUUAAAAUAA
Molecule: messenger RNA, 4650 nt
Organism: Manis javanica (Malayan pangolin)
Lineage: Eukaryota; Metazoa; Chordata; Mammalia; Pholidota; Manidae
Source: RefSeq, a predicted model, not a curated record